AUGUUGUGUUGGUGUGAAUGCAAGAGGACUUCACCCUAUGCCUAUCUCAGUAGCGGGCAAUCGUGUAAAUGUUGGCCGCAUGGAGUGAGCCUCCGGAUGAGCCGUCAAGAGAAAUGGGUAGUAUUCCGCACAUUUGAGAAUGGCUGGAUAUAUAAGAUCUGUAGAGCAUGGACCACAACUUCUUAUUUUUCGUCAUUGCCAGCUUCCCGCUAUACUUUUAAAUUCCUAGGAAGAGUACCAACACUUUUCGGCAACAUGGGGUUCCUUUCAAUCGCUAGCAUUGCUAGCUUGGCAAUCGUGGCACUUGCAUCUCCUCUCAGCAAUGAUGCUGGCUUCGGUCACAUUCGCUUCCGGUCAACAAAAGCGGUCAACCGGGAAUCUCUCCAUAAUAUUCACAUCGAGUACAUCAAGGCUGACUUCGUUGGCGACUUGUCCGUUCUUUAUGGCGACUGCGAAUCUUCCACGACAGAGAAUCACCAUCACUUCAUUGGCAGGACCGAGAUCAGUGCCGAUUCUCGUCCAAAAAGAUUUGUCUGGUCGGUCCCAGGAGAUGCUUUCAGUGGAGGUUGUAUUCAUGCGUUCUCUGGCGAGGAACUGAUUGGAAGAUCUGCUCCAAUCACGCUUGGUGCGCCAUUGAAGAGAAGACAACUCAUUUCUGACGUUGCUGAUACGUCUGGACCAUGGUUCGAUGGAGUUGCUUAUAUGAAGUCGAAGAAUGAGACAAGCGUGUUUGUUGCAGAAGCAAAGAACAAAACAAUCGCUAUUAUUGGAGGGGGCAUGUCUGGUCUCCUGACUAGCCAUCUCUUGCAGUCUGUCGGUAUUGUAAAUUGGGAGAUCAUGGAAUCCAGUCAACGUGUUGGAGGCCGCAUCCGCACCAAGUACCUCAAUGGCUCCAAGCCUGGAGACUACCAAUACCAGGAGAUGGGUCCAAUGAGAUUCCCGGUCAGCUUAACAUAUGCAGAUAGCGGCGAAACACUUGAAAUUAAAGACCACGAGAUGGUUUUCCAACUUGGCGAAGUCCUAAAUGCGAUGAACAAGGACAAGCCUGAGCUUGCGGUCAACUUCAUCCCAUGGAUUCAGAGCAGCGCGAACACACCCAUAAGCUCAAACGGUGUCCGCCUCGCCAACAACCGAAUCCCAAGCAAGUCUCAAGUUUCAAAAAAUUCGAUUCUGGCUGGCGUAUCCCAAACUUCCGCCAAUGCUACGGAAGAAGCAAUUGCUGAAAAGGCCCUGGAAGAAUUCGAAGGCUUGGACCGCAACAGGACUAGAGAAAUUGCUUCCAAUGUUUUCCUUGCUCACAAGCAUGCCAUCCAAAAUGGGCUGUUCGAUUUCUCAGUCGCUAAUUAUCUUCGAUACGAGCUUGGUGUCUCUUUGAACGUCACUGAUUUUAUCGGAGGUGCUGGCGGGGCACCUAUGUGGGAUUAUGAUAAUGUUUACUUUGCCGCGACGACCUGGAGAACAAUCGAUAAAGGUCUCGAGUCUCUUCCGAAGGCAUUCUUGCCUCACGUACAAAAUAAAACAACAUUCGGGCGCUUUGUCUCUGGACUUACAUACAUCCCCGAGACCGACAAGAUCAGUGUCAAUUGGCGAGAUGCGGAUGACAAAUUUUCUAUGAUGACAAAAAGUGCCGAGUUUGACUAUGCCGUAGUCGCGGCUCCAUUCUCGAAAGUUAGACUCUGGAGAACUCCUCCUUACUCGUCGCUUCUCUCCCGCGCCAUUUCAUCGAUGCCAUAUUCUCCCAGCUGUAAACUGAGCCUUCACUACAAAACUCGUUUCUGGGAACAUAUGGAACCGCCGAUCAUUGGAGGAUGCGGAUCAACCGACAUCCCUGGUGUAGGAUCAGUUUGUUACCCCGCCUACAAGAUCAACUCAACUGGCCCAGGUGUCAUUCUCGCAUCUUACGUCUCAGGCACGCCCGCGAUUUCGGUUCAGUCUCUUUCGGAAGAAGAUCACGUUGCAAUGAUCCAGCGCGCCAUGGUUGAAGUUCAUGGAUCCAUCGCAGAUGAGCAAUGGACUGGAAAUUAUGACAGGCAAUGCUGGCAAGUGGAUGAACACCAAGCCGGUGCCUGGGCUUCACCUCUUGUAGGCCAGCAGGACUUGUAUCUGCCAGCUUACUACAAUACGGAGUUCAAGACGGUCUUCAUAGGAGAACAUACAAGCUACACCCAUGCUUGGAUCUUUUCGGCACUGGAUUCAGCUGUACGCGGGACAGUUCAGGUAUUGCUUGAUAUGGGCCUUGUAGAUGAAGCAAAGACUGUGGUGGCUACAUGGAUGGGCAGAUGGAUUACUUUGUGA
Molecule: messenger RNA, 2295 nt
Organism: Cadophora gregata
Lineage: Eukaryota; Fungi; Ascomycota; Leotiomycetes; Helotiales; Ploettnerulaceae
Exons: 7
Coding region: 1-2295 (764 amino acids)
Biological process (GO): amino acid catabolic process
Molecular function (GO): L-amino-acid oxidase activity; polyamine oxidase activity
Source: RefSeq, a predicted model, not a curated record